AUGACGGCACUCAAGUCGUUAACGGCAGCACCAAAGGUCUCUAGAACCAGUCAAGGCUCUUUUAGGAAACCCCGCCCCCGUGCCCUCGGGCUCCCCCGGUUCAGAGGAAAAAUCUCUGCAACCGUUCCACCAGACCAAAGUAACAGCCCUCGCUCUUUGCCAAUAGGCCCAAGCCUGCCUAAAACACUAAAAGGAAAAAGUGGAAGACAGGGGAAAAAAGUCAUCCAUCCAUAUAGUAGAAAAGCAGGUCAAAUUACAAGAGAGGCUCACAAACAAGGAAGAAAGGAAAAAUUGAAGAAUGAAAAAGCUUUGCGUCUCAACAUUAUUGGUGAAAAACUGCAGUGGUUUCAAAAUCAUCUUGAACCCAAAAAAGUAGAGUAUUCAAAGAAAGACGCUUGUGAAUUAAUUGAAAGUUAUUUAAAUCGAUUCAAAAAUGAGUUGGAGCAGAUUGAGUUACAUAAUAGCAUCAAAGACAGACAGGGAAGGCGACACUGUUCCCGGGAGAUAGUUAUCAAGCAGACGAUGGAACGUGAGCGACAGCAGUAUGAAGGAUAUGGACUUGAGAUUCCAGACAUUGUAGAUAGAAAUAAUCUGAAAACUUUCAGGGAAUGGGAUUUUGAUCUGAAGAAAUUGCCUAACAUUAAAAUGAGAAAAAUCUGUGCUAAUGAUGCAAUUCCCAAGAAGUGCAAGAAGAAAAAUAUUACAAACCGUAGACAAAGCUUUAGGAGAAUUGGAACUAAAAGCGGAAUCCAGUGACUCUGAUGAGGAAAUGACUCCAGUAACCUAAUUGACUUUCAUUGAACUGAGGAUGCAUCAUUUGAGAGUUCAAGUUA
Messenger RNA from Elephantulus edwardii (Cape elephant shrew), 833 nucleotides. RefSeq names its product translation machinery associated 16 homolog (S. cerevisiae) (gene TMA16). The transcript has 8 exons. The coding region runs from base 1 to 756 and encodes 251 amino acids. The record is from RefSeq and is a predicted model, not a curated record. Lineage: Eukaryota; Metazoa; Chordata; Mammalia; Macroscelidea; Macroscelididae. Gene Ontology annotation, cellular component: nucleus.